This is a messenger RNA of Opisthorchis viverrini, 1107 nucleotides long. RefSeq lists its product as hypothetical. Gene Ontology annotation, biological process: transmembrane transport. The annotation marks the transcript as partial. The transcript is spliced from 7 exons. Gene Ontology annotation, molecular function: transmembrane transporter activity. NCBI's taxonomy places the organism in Eukaryota, Metazoa, Platyhelminthes, Trematoda, Opisthorchiida, Opisthorchiidae. The record is from RefSeq and is a predicted model, not a curated record.
AUGCUUUAUUUCCUUACUGUUAUUCUUAGUGGCAGUAUUGCACUCACGUAUUUUGCCGUUAAAUGGGGCUUUACUGCAGUUGUUCUAAUUUACGGAGUCUUGGGAGGACUUGGAUUUGGCGCUGGGUAUUCUGUUAUUCUUGCAGUGGCUUCAGCAUGGUUUCCUUCUCAUCGUGGUCUUAUAGUCGGUCUGGUUCUUGGCGGUUUUGGUGGUGGUGCUUUGGUGUUCACACCAAUCCAGACAGCGUUAAUCAAUCCCAAGAAUGUGAAAAUCAACUCUACUACCAAAAGUUUCACAGACACAGACAUGUUGAACCGCGUUCCUUAUGCAUUUUUGCUUCUGGCGGGCAUAACUGGAACCAUACAAAUAAUAGGAUUCUUGCUUAUGCAAGAAAAACCAAAGGCAACUGAAUGUGCUGCACUAGACCAAAUUAGUUUGCAAGUGAGUGUACAUUCUCUAAUUUCCUGCAAUUCGGUUUUAAGACUGUCGAUGUACAACCCCUUAUCGUUCUGCAGGCCUCGGACUUUUACCUUUUAUGGUUGUCUGUGUGCUUUAGUGCGGUUCCAAUCACCCUCGUUUCCGCACUUUUCAAGCGCAUUCACUCCGGAAAUUUUUUUUACGAAGGUAGCCGGGAUUCAGUAUAUUCAUGACGAUCUCUUUCUGACGGGAGUCUCAAUGGCGGCAUCUGUGUGCAACUGUGUUGGACGCGUUAUCUGGGGCAUAGCUUGUGAUCGGUUUUCUUUCAAAGUGAGUUUACUUUGUAAGUUGAUAUCAUGGAUCACUUUUGAUGUCCUCUCAGAUGGUUUCAAUACCGAACUAAAUUUACCCAUGAGCUGCAUGUGCAUCGUGUGGAUCUCCCUCCUGUUCAGCUUUCCAUUCAUCUCCGUUUUCACAGGAACCACAGCAAAAGUCACUUUUGUAUUAUGGGUUGGCCUCAUGUUCCUGUGUCACUGCGGCAUUUUUGUCUUUGCACCGACAGCCACCGCUAACAUUUUCGGACCGGUCAAUUUGGCAGUCAACUAUGGAAUGACAUUUACCGCGUUUGUAAGUUAUGUUGCAUGCACUCUCGGUAGUACGUACGGUGACAAAGUGUCUAACUCCGGUUCA